Schistosoma curassoni is the source of this 1251-nucleotide messenger RNA. The record is from the annotation of a GenBank genome assembly. Lineage: Eukaryota; Metazoa; Platyhelminthes; Trematoda; Strigeidida; Schistosomatidae.
CUUAGUGCCAUAUAGUCCUAUUCAACAGUUAGUGUAAAUGAAAAAGAACGAAAUAUAAUAAAGUUCUUUUUUCAAUAUUGUAAAGAAGAAAUUAAUUUUAUCACAAAUGGAUCAAGCUAAUUUAGAUGAAGUUCGUGAGGAAACUGAAUGGGAACAAUGUUCACGUAAUCCAGAUGUUGCAAGAUUUGUGAAAACAAGAAAUUUAGUUGAAAGAAAUCGACUUCAAUCUUUAAGAUCUCAAUUGGACAAACAAUUAGAAUGGGAAUUAAAACGACUUUCUUUAGAACGACGUGAAUUUGCUGAUGUCUUAGAAAAUUUACGUAAACGUCAUGAAAAAGUUGAUCGGAGGAAUGUUCGAACAUUAAAAAAUAAUCUUAAUUCAAAUUUUUAUAUCUGUGAAAGAAAUAGAAAACAUGAUAGAUACUUGAACUCUAUGAAUAUGAACGAUAUUUUACCUAAAGGAUUAUUUAAUUGUACUACUACAAAUAAUAUAAGUAGUACAAAUUCAUCUUUAUCUAUUCCAAAAGUAAUUUCUUCGCCGGAUAUAACUAAACUGCUUAACACUCGCAGUAAUAAUAACAAUAAUAAUAACACUAGCAAACAUUUAAAUCCUAUACCCACAAUACAUACAGAAACAUCAAAUUCAACUGAGAAAGUUUCAAAACCAAAUAUUUAUCACUUAUUUUAUACAGAUUCCGGUGAAUGGAUACAUUUAAACAAGCUCAAUUUAAAUAUAUCAGCUCCAUCGAGUGCAUCAAAAUCAUCGGCUUCAUCAAAAGGUAUGAAAUGUACAAAAUCUUGGUCUGAAAAUGAAUAGAUUUAAAUAAGAUAUAUGAAUGUUUUGAUGUGUAUACAUAUUUCGAAGUUGAUGAUAACUUCAUUUUACGAGUUAUAUAUCUAACUGACUAUUUGAAUAUCAAGAAUUGCAUAAAUUUAUAUCUAAAUAUACUUUCUUGUUUAGCAAAUUGGUAUAUGUAAUUACAUAGACCAUUAUUUAUUUUCAUUUUCAUAGAAUUAAAAUAAGUGGAUAAUCCUAUGAAUAUCAGAUUUUAUCAUUUAUAUACUUGUAGAACUAUCAAGAAAAACAAAUUAUAUUAAUUAAAUCAUACAAAUAAAUUGUGAUUGGUUUAUUGAUUUAAUGAAAUAACUGAAAUCGAAUGUAUUCCUUUUUUUUAAAAAAAUUGUUCCAGAACUUACAUAUUUUGUUUAACUUUUAAAGUACGAAUAGUUUACUUCAAGAAUUUUCAAAUA